Molecule: messenger RNA, 1707 nt
Organism: Cucurbita maxima (winter squash)
Lineage: Eukaryota; Viridiplantae; Streptophyta; Magnoliopsida; Cucurbitales; Cucurbitaceae
Product: cyclic dof factor 3-like
Exons: 2
Coding region: 16-1401 (461 amino acids)
Biological process (GO): regulation of DNA-templated transcription
Molecular function (GO): DNA binding; DNA-binding transcription factor activity
Source: RefSeq, a predicted model, not a curated record
UUUUGGUCUUCAAAAAUGAUGGAAAUUAAGGACUCUGCCAUUAGAAUUUUCGGCAAGAAGAUUCCGCUUCCGGCCGACUCUGAAGCUCCGUUGAUGGAAAGCGAUGAUUCGGAUUCAAGCUCCGAGAAAGAAAAUCGAGACGGAGCAGUAGAAAAGGAUGCAGUUGUAGGAAAAGCCACCGAGAGUUCAGCUGCAAAAGAGGAAACUCUUCAUGAUUCAGAGGAUUAUGCAUGUGUAAAAACAGCAAAUGAGGCGCACAUGAAUCCUGAAGUGUUAUCAACAGAUGAAAAUGAUAAGCUCGCAACAAGGAAAACUGAGAAAGAACAGAAUGAUGCCCCCAACUCGAAAGAGAAACUGAAGAAACCAGAUAAGAUACUUCCAUGUCCCCGCUGCAAUAGCAUGGAAACCAAGUUUUGUUAUUAUAAUAAUUAUAAUGUCAAUCAACCACGCCAUUUUUGCAAAGCCUGUCAAAGAUAUUGGACUGAAGGCGGUACCAUCAGGAAUGUCCCUGUUGGAGCUGGCCGCCGAAAAAACAAGAACUCAGCCUCACACUACCGACACAUUACAAUCUCAGAGGCUCUCCGAGCUGCACAAAUUGAUGUUCCUAUUGAGGUCAACCACCUAGCAUCAAAAGGCAAUGGACGAGUCCUCAAUUUCAGUGUAAGCCCACCUGUAUGUGAAUCUAUGGUCAAUGUAUCACAUCCUGCAGAAAGAAAGGUCUUGAAUGGAACAAGGAAUGAAUUUGAGGGAGCCAAAGGACCUUGUGAGGGUGGGGAAACUGGUGAUGAUUGUUCUAGUGCAUCUUCAGUAACAAUGUCAAGCUCAAUGAAGAAUGGAGCCAGGAGGUUCCCUCAAGAACCACAUAUGCAGAACAUCAAUGGUUUUCCUUCUCAAAUCCCAUGUCUUCCUGGUGUUCCUUGGCCUUGUUCAUGGACUGCACCAAUACCUCCACCAGCCUUGUGCCCUCCUGGAGUUCCUUUAUCAUUCUACCCUGCAACAUAUUGGAGUUGCAGUGCUUCAGGUUCUUGGAAUAUUCCUUGGUUCACUCCACAACCCUGUCCUCCAAUCCCUGGUCCAAAUUCUCCGACGCUAGGCAAGCAUUCGAGAGAUGGCGAUGAACUCCAGGCUGAUAAUUCUGAGAUGAAAGAUCCUCCAAAACAGAAAAAUGGAUCUGUUUUGGUUCCCAAAACUUUAAGGAUUGAUGAUCCAAACGAAGCUGCUAAGAGUUCAAUAUGGGAGACACUUGGUAUUAAGAAUGAUUCAAUCAAAGCUGUUGAUCUGUCUAAUGUUUUCCAAUCAAAGGGCGACCUAAAGAGUAACGUUUCUGAAGUGUUGUCUCCAGUUUUGCAAGCCAACCCUGCAGCCUUGUCAAGAUCUCUUACUUUCCACGAGCGGUCGUGAAUGGUAUUUUUGAUUUUCCAGGUUCAUUGUAAAAGAAAUCUUUAAGUUAAGAAGCUUAAGCAUGAAGUGGAUACAAGCAUCAAUCUCAAGCUUCUUCUGCUCAAGAAGCAAUCCAGUUUUUCAAGAAUCCCGGAAUUGUUCUCUCUAUAGAAAGAGUAGCUGCCAUUAUCAAGCCAUCCUUUUGUACAUAACUUUACAUAUGUGAAUAACCGAUGUAGAGUGGCAGCUAAAGAUUCUCAGAUGUAUAAAAAUGCAGCCAAAAGUUUGCUUCAGUUUUGAUACUAUUGGCAGUCCCUUCCAUCCGAA